This is a messenger RNA of Nomia melanderi (Alkali bee), 2839 nucleotides long. RefSeq names its product rudimentary-like (gene r-l). NCBI's taxonomy places the organism in Eukaryota, Metazoa, Arthropoda, Insecta, Hymenoptera, Halictidae. The record is from RefSeq and is a predicted model, not a curated record. Gene Ontology annotation, molecular function: orotate phosphoribosyltransferase activity; orotidine-5'-phosphate decarboxylase activity. Gene Ontology annotation, biological process: 'de novo' pyrimidine nucleobase biosynthetic process; 'de novo' UMP biosynthetic process.
CUUUUUUGGAGGUUAAUUGAAGAUAAAGUGGUCUUGAUCACAAGACAGUACAAGACCUUGGAUAUUAAUUUUUAUAUUAAACGUAAUUAUUUCAUAAGUACCGUACAAAUUGUUUUUAUUUUAAAUUUGGGUAUAGAUUCGUUUGAAAUAUCCACGUGUGCUCCAGAAAGUUGAAAUCAUGACAGAAAAUACGAAUGCCAUAGAUACAGAGCUGAGAGAAUUAGCUGUUGCGCUGUUUGAAAUUGACGCGCUUAAAUUUGGAGAAUUUGUGACCAAAGUUGGUUUGAAAACUCCAGUAUAUUUUGACUUAAGAGUCAUAGUCUCACACCCAAAAGUUAUGGCUCGUUUGGCUAAGGCACUAUGGAAAUUUUCGGAAGAGUGUACAAACAUAUCUCAAAUCUGUGGUGUACCUUAUACAGCUUUGCCACUGGCCACUUUGAUCUCUGUCGAUUCUAAUGUACCUAUGUUGAUAAAAAGGAAAGAAGCAAAGGCUUAUGGUACAAUGAAGAUGAUAGAAGGCCAAUUUAAACAAGGAGAUAAUUGUAUAAUCAUUGAAGAUGUAAUUACUAGUGGCAGCAGCAUUUUAGAAACUGCACUUACUUUAAGAAAGGAGGGUUUAAUAGUGACAGACGCUUUUGUGGUAAUUGACAGGCAACAAGGCGGCAGAAGAAACAUAAAAAAUCAUGAUAUUAAUAUAAAAAGUUUAUAUACGAUUACCACUAUUAUGGCUUAUCUUCUAGAAGCUAACAAGAUCACACUAAAGGUUGUAAAAGAUGUAACCGAUUACUUGUUAAAAUAUCAAGCACCUCUUAUUCCUGUUCAAGUUCCAGAAACAAAACUGAAGGAACCAUUUUACUCUCGCGCGACUAAGACUAAAAACGAAGUUGCAUCUAAAAUAUUCAACUUGAUGGAAACAAAACAAUCUACCUUAUGUUUAGCAGCUGACUUAAUUAAAGCUGACUCUAUUUUGGAGUUAGCUGAUUUGACAGGACCACAUAUUGUGGUAUUAAAGACGCACGUAGAUAUAAUAGAAGAUUUUAGCGAUGAUUUUAUAAAACGUUUAAAAGAUUUAGCUAAGAAGCACAAUUUCUUAUUAAUGGAAGAUCGAAAAUUUGCUGAUAUUGGCAACACAGUAUCUUUACAGUAUCAAAAGGGUAUUUAUAAAAUCGCGGAAUGGGCAGAUAUUGUUACUGUUCACGCGAUAGCAGGUCAAAGUAUUAUAGAUGGACUAAAAACUGGUUUAGAAAGUAUUAACAAACCACGUGGUAUUUUUAUAUUAGCUCAAAUGUCUUCCAAAGGUGCAUUAACAAAUAGCGAAUAUGCACAGCACGCAGUAUCAAUUGCGCAAAGUUCAGAUAUGGUCACUGGCAUUGUUUGCCAGUCAAAUAUUUUUACAGAUCCAGGUCUCAUUCAGUUAACCCCUGGGGUAAAGCUCGCCGAAAGUUCAGACAACUUAGGACAGCAGUACAACACACCAGAAUCUGUAGUAAAUUCUGGAGCAGAUCUGGCUGUUGUUGGCAGAGGUAUUUCCGAGGCAGAAGAUCGAUUAGCCGCUACAUUAGAAUAUAAAAAGGAACUUUGGAUUGCUUACGAAAAACGAUUGCAAUAGAAGGUACUUACAGUUACCUAUUGCCACUAGGUCUAUAUGAAAAUACAAGAAAAAAUAUAUUAUUUUUUUAUUUUUAAAAUACGUGCGCAACAAUUAAAAAGUGUAAAUAAUUAUAUAAAUUUACGAGUUUGGAAAGACCGUAAAUAGAACGCGAAAAUGUACAAAGAUUUUCGAUGUAUAUACAUUAUACAACGGUACGCUAAUCCACAUUCAUAUUAUUGUGUGAAAAAAGCAUUUAUAAAAUAUAUCCGAACGUUUCUGUUAACGUUCGAUGAUAAAAAAAUAAAAGUCGUAAAUGAGGCGAUUUUAUAACUGAAAAUGUACGUCGAGUAUUUUAUAAACGUAUUGUUGGUUAAUUGCUAGGAAGAUUGACAAAAUUAUAUAUAUCUCGUUAGGCUCUAAUGUCCUGCCUGGUCAGGAUAUUAAAAGUUUGUUCUUACAGGACUUCGCCAAAUUUACGACUUCAAUAUUUCUCUAUUAUUGACCAUGUACACGCACACUCUUUGUUAUUGUAUUUUUCAUAAAGUGCAAAAAUUCCAGUAACAUGUACCUCAUAUAAAUGCUAUUGUGUAAAACUACUCGUUGUAUUUGUACUUGUACGCUCUAUACAUAAUUUAGGACGCCGUUUAGAUCAACCCUUUGUGAUUAUGCAAAUUCUUUUAUGCAAUCGUAUUGUAAUAUCAAGAGAUACAUAUACACUUUCCAUUAGAAACGUAUUUCUUCGAGUUAAUUAAUGUAUCACCUAUGAUAACUGACAUUAAAGAAUAUUGGUUCGCAAAGGGCUAACGAUAAAGGGAUCUUCCUUCUUUAGCAUUAAAAGGUGCAUUGAUUCAUAGAAUAUUUUCGAGUAACUGUAAUCCAGUGUCUUCUUAAAUUAUAUGGUUACCUUUUUAUUCAUCUUGAGAAUUUCUUUUACACCUUAAAAACAUGUAAUAAAAAAGACUGUCCUUGCAAAUUUGGAAGACCCCUUAACAUCACAAACAAGUACUAUAUUUCACACGGAAUUGUAUGGGUGGAAUCCAUAGUCUCACUCUUAUGCUUCUUUGCUUUUGGUAAGUUCUUCGACUAGUUUCCGGAAUACCUGAGCCACCUGGCUAUCCGGUAAAGUUACUAAAACACUCUGUCCCGUUUCAGCCAAUUUACCUACUUGUGGGUCUAUGGGUACUUUUGCGAGGAAUGGUACAUUUACCAUUUUUGAUAAGGCUAUCCCUCCACCCGCGGAAAAUAUAU